Messenger RNA from Vanessa tameamea, 366 nucleotides. RefSeq lists its product as uncharacterized. The record is from RefSeq and is a predicted model, not a curated record. Bases 1 to 366 code for a protein of 121 amino acids. NCBI's taxonomy places the organism in Eukaryota, Metazoa, Arthropoda, Insecta, Lepidoptera, Nymphalidae. The transcript is spliced from 3 exons.
AUGACAUCGGAACUUCUUAUGGACGCAAUGUCCAAAUUACGACACGCGGAAAAGGUUAGAGAUAUGCACAGACACAGCAUCACGUUCGAGCUGGGCUCCAUUGCGGCUGGAAUACAAGAGAGAUUUCAGAGGAUGUUGAAAAUCUACAAGAAAUACGCAAACUUACCAGAUUUCGAACAGGCAACUUACACAGCGUCGGAAAUACAAAAUGCUUUCCACGUGAUGCAAGGUGAUUACAACGAGAUACGUCUCGAGAAGGCACUUUUUUACGAUAUUGUCCGGAAACACGAAACUGCAAACACCACCGCUAGAAACCGGCGACCGCCACUCCCGACGUUCACGCCCCCUAUGGCAGGUGGUAGGUGA